Saccostrea cuccullata (small rock oyster) is the source of this 6666-nucleotide messenger RNA. Its product is annotated as macrophage mannose receptor 1-like. The record is from RefSeq and is a predicted model, not a curated record. NCBI's taxonomy places the organism in Eukaryota, Metazoa, Mollusca, Bivalvia, Ostreida, Ostreidae. The coding region runs from base 99 to 5867 and encodes 1922 amino acids. The transcript is spliced from 41 exons. Gene Ontology annotation, molecular function: signaling receptor activity.
ACCUCCAAACUCUGAGGCUGCAUGUUUCGUCUUUCGUUUGGGGGAGUGUGUAAAUUAUGGACAUUUAAUUACUUUUAUUUGCAUUUAUAACUUAAAAAAUGUAUUUCAAACCAGGAUUAAGGAUUCUUGGUUCUUUAUCAUUCAUAUUUCUACAGUAUUUAAAUUUUGUUUCAUCAACUAAUCAAAACUGUCCACUGUACUGGUCAGCAUAUGCAAAUGUAUGUUAUCGAUUUCGUUGGGUGAAUCUCAAAAGUUGGAAUGAAGCGAAAGCAUGGUGUGCAUCACAGGGUGGGGAUCUUCUCAAGCUUGAAAACAAUUCAGAAAGAACGUAUAUUACAAAUGCAAUUAAAAACAUAGUGCAACACAAUCAUUUAAGAAAUGCGAAGUGGUGGUUGGGUAUGAACAACAAAAACCCACAAUCCCAAGCCUGGGUGUGGGGGGAUAAAUCACCAGUGACUCAAGACAUCAUUUCGGGGGCACAUCUUCACCAGUCUACAACAGACCACUGUGUUUAUAUCAGUGGUACAGCAGGAUUGGUCAACACUCAGUGCUGGCAGAAAUAUGCUUACAUCUGCGAGAGACCAAGAGGCACCCCAUUGACUUGUGACGCUACCCGUGGAUGGCAACAAUUCAAUAACUUCUGUUAUCAGGUCCACCCCACUGAUGUACAAACAUGGAGUGGCGCGGUCCAAGUGUGCUCCAGAAAUGGAGGAGAUCUGGUAGAGAUUGACAAUGAUCAGGAUCAAAUCGCCAUUCACGAUUUCGCCCGAAACACUAAGCGCCCUCUGUGGACAGCAUUACACAGCGUUCAGACGGGUAACACAAACAACUGGCAGUGGUUGAAUGGGACGGUGAUGACGUCAAAUCGAGCACUUCAGUACUGGGCUAAUGGCCAGCCUCCCGUUCUCCGGAGCAAUAUGCUGAACCGUACCUGCGUAUGGAUGAAUAACGGACAACAAGACUAUCACAAAUCCUGGUCUACGGACAACUGUAAUGUCAGAAAAGGCUUCGUCUGCAAGAGACCAGAAGGUGUGUGUAUGCCGGGCUGGGUACCCCACCAAAAACUGUGCUUCUUAUUCAACAUUCGAUUUAAGUACAACUGGUAUCAGGCCAACAGGUUCUGUAAAAGCUCUGGAGGGAAUCUUGUCUCCAUUUACGGAACGACGUUUACUAACUUCUUAAAUUCGUACCUCGAUGAACUACAAUCAGCAGGCAUUGACUCGUUCUGGAUUGGACUCACUGACAACAAUAAGACGGGUGGUCCCUGGAUGUGGACAAAUGGAGGAAACAUCCAGCACUAUCAGCACUGGCCGGGGAACCAUGCUGCCCGUAACACUCCCAACAAACAGGACUGUGGCUAUAUCUACAGCGGUGACAGGAGUGGAUCUUGGAGAACGACCAACAACUGUGCUACACAAAAGGCGUUUGUUUGUCAAAUCCCUAUGGGUAAACGUGUCAACCCAGUAACCACGCCCAGACCCCAGUUUAAAUGUACUGGCCACUGGUUGCUUUUCAAUGGAAACUGUUACCAGUUUAAUGACACCAGAUUAUCAUGGCUUAAUGCCCGCCAAACUUGCCAAAAUGCAGGGGCGGAUCUAGUUACCAUUAACUCAGCAACCAUCCAAUCUUACAUUCUCAGACAGUCCCAUGGAAAGGAAUACUGGAUCGGAUUAAAUGACAGAACCCAGGAAGGUCGCUGGCAAUGGCUGGAUGGAACCACCGGCAGCAAGUACUAUCAUUGGAAUGCCCACGAACCAAACAAUCUGGGGACUGAGAACUGUGUGGAGAUGAAUUUUAUGAACCAUCAAGGAAAAUGGAACGAUCGUCAAUGCUCCACCCUUGUCCGUUUUAUCUGCCAAAAACCAGCAAGUAAUGCCCAGCUCCCUGUCAGCGUCUCGACUACUGCAGCCAUGCCUAUAAGUGUCCGCUGUGGUUUGAACUGGGAGGAGGAUCCAAAUUCUAACAAUUGUUACCAGUUCUAUGACAAACAGUUGGACUGGAUGGAUGCCAGAGAAGUCUGUAGGAACGGAGGAGGAGAUCUGGCCAGUAUCGAGUCCCGAGUAGAACAGGCCUACAUUGCCGGAAAGAUCAACAAUAUGAAUUCUAUAGCUCUGUGGAUUGGGAUAAAUGACAGAGCGACAGAGAACAAAUUUGUAUGGGUUGACGGUUCACCUGUAGCUUAUCUCCACUGGGCAAAUGGCGAGCCUAACAACUACAGGAAUAGAAACGAGGAUUGUGGCAACAUGUACACCUCCACUUCCUACUGGAACGACAGUCCUUGCAACGGAAGGAACGGCUUCAUCUGUAAAAAGCAAUCCAGCCAGCGUACUACCACCACCCCUCCCCCUCCUGUGGUCACGAAGGCGGGGUAUGUCAUGGGAUGUCAAGAUGGCUACCAGCCCUUCCAAGGAAACUGUUAUCACCUGUGGCAAAUACGACAGAACUGGAACGCCGCAAAAAGUUUCUGCCAUCGUCAAGGGUCAUUACUAGCCACUAUAAAUAGUAGAGAGGAGCAAAACUUCGUAAUGACCAUGAUUCCAAAGUACGGAUAUGGCUACUGGAUUGGACUAAAUGACCUUGCAAACCAGAUGACCUUCUUUUGGUCCGAUGGGAGUCCUGUUUUGUAUACAAAUUGGGCGGCACGCGAACCAAAUAAUUAUGGGCAUAAAAAUGAAGACUGCGUUGUCAUGCUUAGAACGAAUGGUCAAUGGAACGAUGCCAUAUGUCAGAAUCCAGCUGAUGGCUUCAUUUGUAAAAAACCUAUGACCUUGAUGUCUGCCACGCCCAAGCCUGAAUCAGUGGGAUGUACCUGGCCUGCGUACGGGUAUGGAAGCUAUUGUUACCGAUUUGUCUAUCAGACCAAAACUUGGCAGGAUGCUCAAAAAAUUUGCGUCAAUGCUUUCCACGGGACACUGGCUUCCAUAAAUGACAGAUUCACAGAAGCCUUCCUGUCUGCUUACAUGUCCUAUCAGACGGACUAUUUCUGGAUCGGAUUGUCUGACACCCAGACCCAGGGAACUUACAAGUGGGUCAACGGAGUACCUGUUACAUACUCCAACUGGGUUGCUACCCAUACUGGGAAUGAAAUUGCAUCUUGUGUGGCGUUAACAAGCCGUCAUCCAAAAGGACUUUGGGAGAACUUGAAUUGCACAGACCAGCACCACUUUAUCUGCCAGCUCCCAAGACAGGGCUUCACCACCCCCGCCAUCACAACACCCCCAGCCAGUCUACCCUGCCCCGGGGGUUACAGCGGCUACCAGUCUUACUGUUAUAAGGCAAUAGGACUGACAGACAACACUCAGUGGAUGUCGUUUACCCAGGCCAGGGAUUACUGUCAAGGUUACGGAGGGGACCUAGCCAGCAUCCACAGUGCAGGGGAAAACAGUUUUAUUAAGACUUUAACACGAUCGGCAUCUGUCAACAUCUGGAUUGGACUGAAUGACAGAGAUGUCGAAAGUGGACACAAGUGGACAGACGGAAGUGCCACAGAUUAUACUCAAUGGAACCGAGGAGAGCCUAAUAACUUUGCCGAUACGGAAGAUUGCGUUGAACUGACUCGCGGCAUUGGAGGUUGGAAUGACGUCAACUGUUUCUUCAGUAAGCCGUUCGUGUGUAAAGUCGCUAAAGGGGUGCAACUCUCUACAACAGCAGUACUACCUACGGCCUCAUCAUCUGGAUCGUGUGGAACAGGAUGGGUUUUCUAUAAUCAGUUCUGUUAUUACAUUGGUAAUGGCACUACGCUCAUGACCUGGUUUGAUGCUAGAUCCACGUGUAAUCAGAUGGGAGCAGAAUUGGCCAGUAUUCACAGUCAAGAUGAAGACAACAUGCUUGUUGGACAGUAUACAAAGACCAAACGAACGGUGGACUACUGGAUUGGACUAAAUGAUAUCGAGUAUAACAGUAAAUAUGUGUGGACAGACGGUAGUUUAUUGGACUUUGUCAGCUGGAGUCCUCAUGAACCAAAUGACUAUGGCGGCGGGGAAAACUGUGUCACUAUGCCCUUCUGGACAGGCGGAAAAUGGAACGACGACAAUUGCAACAUGAAGAAAAACUAUAUUUGUAAGAGACCAGUGACUGGAAGUACCAAACCAAUCAAUCCAGGAACCACUGCCAUCAUCGCCGCUGGCUGUCCAAAUCCUAAUUUCAAACCCGUCCCACAUUCCAAUAGAUGUUUCUUCAUUGUCCAAAACAAAGUGAACUGGACGGAUGCUGUGUCUGCAUGUAGGACUGCUUAUCCAGGAGCGACCUUAGCAACCAUCAGCAGUCUGCAGGAACAACUAUUUUUGAAUUCGAUGCUAUAUGACAAAGAUCCCAGAUUGACUCUCUGGAUUGGUCUAAAUGACUUACGUCAGUCACGUAGGUUUACAUGGGCAGACAACUCUCCUCUGACGUUCGUCAACUGGUACAAAGGAGAACCCAACAACGCACCUGACGGAUCCAACGUCAAAUGGAACUCGGAGCGUUGUGUUGAAAUGUACGCCUCCAACAGCGCCGCUGGUCAAUGGAAUGAUAAACAAUGUGGCGCAAUGCGAAAUUUUGUUUGUCAGCAACAUCGACAGACCGGCGUUGCUGUUGCUUCUGUCCAGGGAGCUUGUCCCUCGGGAUUCGCUGCUUUCGGGGCCAGCUGUUAUCGAUAUUUCCCGCCAAACGGUGCUGCUGGCUCCUGGACGCAGGCGCAACAAGUGUGUCAGCAGAACAAUGCGCAGCUAGUGGUGAUAAGCAACGUGUAUGAGGACGGGUUUGUUCAGUCUUUGGCGGGAGAUCUCGCUCCUAAUGGAUAUUGGAUUGGAAUGGCGGACCAGACUUCUUCGGGUACCUAUACGUGGGUACAAUCUGGCUGGCCAGUCACCUACACCAAUUGGGGGGCUGGGGAACCAACUAAGAGUACCGGCGAGGGAUGCGUAGCCAUCAUGAAUCACAAAUGGAAUGAUACACAGUGUAAUCAACAGCUAGGAUUUGUCUGCCAUAUCAACAACAACACGCCCCUUCCUACACCCCCACAGUCAUCAGUGAGCUGUGAUGGCAAUGCUCCUAUUGCUGUUGGAGAUAGUUGUUACUAUAUAUCGGGCUUCAAAACAAAAACCUGGCCCGAGGCGAGCUAUCUGUGUGAGAGAAUGGGCAUGGAACUGGCCAGUUUUCACUCCAUUGCUGAAAUGAAUAUCAUUCUACAGAGGUUCCAGAAUUACCAGGCACAGCCAGGUGAAACAGCUCCAAGAUAUGCCGAGAAUAUAUGGUUAGGAAUGACCAAAGGAUUUUCAGACGGGUUUCAGUGGAAGGACGGAUCCGCUGUCAAUUUCCUGAACUGGGACAAAGGAGAGCCUUCUGACGCAAUGAGUUCCUCCCAGGAGGAAUGUGUAGAGAUGUACACAAACAGCGGAAAAUGGAAUGACGUCACAUGCUUCACCAAACGAAGAUAUGUCUGCAAGAAAGCAGCUCAGAUGAGCACUGUGGGGUUCAAACUGACAAGUGGAAAUCUCCCACCUCUGAAUCCGAAUCCUGGAACAACAGGAUACAACCCAUGGGCACCUGUGUCAUCCACAAAUUUCCCAACCAACCGCAUCACCCCCAGUCGGCAGACCCUUCAACCUAUUACUCAGCCACAGGGAAUGGGAAAUCCCAACGCAGCCCCUCAACAACAGAGUUCAUCGUCAAUAAGUGGCAGUUUGUCUGCAGGGGGUCUAGCUGGUCUGCUGGUCGCCAUAAUCUUCAUUUUGGGACUUUUUGCCUUUGGAAUCAUAUUCCUGAAAAGAAGACAGUAUCCUGCAGGCAGUGGCGUCCAGGGGGCCGGGGGAUUCGAGAACGCCAUGUAUUACUCGUCAGAGGGCGCUGUGAAUAUGAAAAAUAACAGCAAGGAGGAGGACGCAUGAUUGACAUUAUAUGUGAUAAUAAGUACAGCCUUAUGUACAAUAAAGCAACCAUUUUGUGACAUUCACAAGAGACCAUGCGUUGUCACAGACUACUUGCAAUCCAUUUUCAAGUUUAUUUUAACUUUGUUCAUACGACUUAAUGCAGGCAUUUCCAUCAUUCUGUAUUGGCGUUAGGACAUCGUUCACAUCCUAAGCCGAUAUCUGUUCACCAUUUUUGAGGUUGGAAAGUUCAUUUUGCAAAAUAUUUCGUAAUACUGCAGUAACAAUGUUAUCUUUUUUGUAUAUACAUGUAUAUUUUUCAAUAAGCAUGAUUGCAAUUCCAAUUACAUUUAUAUUGCAAAAAAUGAUGCUUUUAAUAAGGCUAAUAUUGCAUUUUACACGUUGAGUCUUUUUACGCUAUAUAUGCAUACAGAGAAAGAUUUCACGUAGCUAUCCCCUGCGAACGUAUGCUUAUAUGAAUGUUUUAUUCAGAAUUCAGAUACUGCUUAAAUAUCCCUACGUGUAAUAUUCUUUGUACUGAAACUGUAUAUCCGAGUUUUCAGUACACAAAUAUUUUGGAAGCAUCCUGUACUUGUUUGCAUUUCAAAAACAUAUCAUAUCCAUGAUUGAUUUGAACAUAUUUUAUUGUAUAAUUCAUACAAAGGGAUUGGUAACAAGUUCUUACAAACUUAGAAAAACCUUUCCCUGUAAUAUAUACAAUAAUUAUAAUUAGUGAUUGCCAAAAGAAUUUUUAACAAUUGAAGAUGUAGAGUUAUACAUGUAUAUAUUUAUAUCCAUGAUACAUGAAUGAAUAAAAUUU